Diaporthe batatas is the source of this 2136-nucleotide messenger RNA. RefSeq lists its product as uncharacterized. The transcript is spliced from 4 exons. The record is from RefSeq and is a predicted model, not a curated record. Lineage: Eukaryota; Fungi; Ascomycota; Sordariomycetes; Diaporthales; Diaporthaceae. The coding region runs from base 1 to 2136 and encodes 711 amino acids.
AUGUUGGAGGCAAAUCAAGUUUCCAAGAUUAUGAGAGGCCUCAAGCGCCCCAAAGCAGUUGGCGUCGGGGUCAUCGCCAAUGAGGCCUUGAUCCUAUGUGUGGACAUUAUUGAGAAACACCUGGAGCACCUGUUUGACGCGUGCGCGUUUGCGUCUUUCGUACCACCCCGGGAUAUUCAAGGCGUCUCGGACCACUGCCUUACCGAAACCAGACAAACUUGGAGGCCCAUCACCCUGCUAGGCGCCCUGAGUAAGGUCCUGCAUAAGUUGGUAGCCAACCGGCUCUCCAAGUUUGUCCUGGAGACUGGAUGUUUGCCCGCAAACCAAUUUGGAAUCUUUGGGAAGAGCACAACAAGCGUGCUGCAUUACAUCCUGAACCAAGUGUACACGGCCUGGUCAGCCGAUUUCAAGCCAACGGUCAUGGCUCUUGAUAUCACAGGCGCGUACCCUCGGGUCAAUCGCGACAGACUCCUCGAGGCUAUGGCAAGGAAGAAUGUGCCUACCUGGAUUAUUCUAUUCGUCUUCUCCUGGCUGUAUGAGUCUCAUACCGACCUGCACUUGCCAGGUCUGUUGGAGAUCAACCUGACCAGGCUUGAUGGGGCGCGUGCUGAUAUCGUUUCCUUUGUCGAUGAUACCUAUAUCAUCGUCUGGAGCAAGCACUUCUCCAAGAAUUGCGAUGCGUUGAAGACCUUGCACGACCGCGUAAAGAUCUGGGCCAAAGCCAACGACGUCGAAUUUGCACCACAGAAGUACGGGCUCCUACAUUUCGAACCACAGCCACAAACUCGCUGUACGCAGCUUCCUAACAUCCCAGGUCUGACUCGCAACCAUCUGGAGGCGCCCGAAGGCUACCUUGUACUACACCUGCGUAUCUUGGGGGUCAUGGUCGACACGCAACUGAAAUGGGGCCCGCAUAUUGACCACAUCGCAAAGCGAGUCCAGCUCCAACGGUACAACUUUUGGCACAUCUCUCGAACGCAGACGGGACCCAAGCUGAACCAGAUGAGACAGCUGUACAUUGCCAAGGUCCUCCCCAUCUUUUCGUACGCUUGUGGGGCCUGGUAUAUCCCCCGAAACGUCAGUGCGCGCUAUCAAAUGAGCGUUGCAAACAUAAACAGGCUGAAUAAGCUUAACCAAGCCGCUCUACUCGACGUGUCCGGUGGCAUGGUGAAUAAAAGCAUCGAAGUCAUCUUCAAGGAGCUGCAUGUUCACCGCAUGUCCAUCUUCUUGGAAAAGACCUCCACCGCGCAGCGAGCGCGAGAGCUUGACACAUCUCACCACAAGACGAUGUGCUUGGAACGGGAACGACGGAGGCCAACAAAAUCGGGCAUUGGCGAGCAGAAACACCCGUACCAUCAACUUGACAAGGUUGCACGUCAACUUCAGAGCGAUGCCCUCGAGAUGACUCCUUCCAAGGGGCCCAGUGACGAGAAGAAUCGCAUCAAGCAGUUAGUCAAACAGCAAUCUGACGCAGAGAGCAGCGCGGCGUGGAAGGGCUACAGGCUUGCUUUCAUCAACGAGAGAGAGAGACGCAUCCCGCCAGCGCACUCCGACCCCAAUGGGUGGGGGGCCCACAACCUGAAGCGGUACGCCAACCUCCCCCGGCACCAGUCGAGCAUGCUGUUCCAGUGCCGGGCCGAGCGCGCCGCCGUAAACGCGACCCUGUACAGGAUGCGCGUGCACAAGGACAACGAGGACAGCUACUGCCCGGACCUGGAGGAGGCCAGGGCGAUUGAGCUCGUGCUGAAGCUGGGCACCGCCAACGUGGAUGAGCUGCUGGAAAAAUACCCCGCCGAGGCGUCGGCGUUCGCUGUGAGGCACUUUGGCAUUUGCAAGAACACAGACGUGCCGUUGUUUCUGCCGCAGCGAGGGGAAACCGGGAGUAAGGUCCAGGAGGACAAGAACAGGAAGAGGAAGAAGAGUGGGGAGGGAGGCGGCCCGCCGAACCCUGGCAAGAGGCAGAGGAUCGGAGGCGGCCCGGGACCUGCCACGGGAAAGAAACGGCAGCCCAGGCGACGGCACGGGAUUGGAGCCACGAAGAAGGGAGGCAAAUUUGGUUACAGCAGAACUGGGCGAAAGAGGGCCCUGAAGCGCAAGAUCUGGAAGAAGCAUCGGCGCGGCGAUUCCGAAGGAUGA